AAUACACCACUCAUUUAUGCAUCAUGGAAUAAUCAUCUUGAAGUUGUAAAAUAUCUUAUCUCUGUUGGAGUUAAUAAAGCUGCAAAAGAUAAUGAAGGAAAAACUGCACUAUCGCAUGCAAAAGGUAAAGUAAGAGAUUAUCUAAAAUCUAUUGGAGCCAAGUAA
This is a messenger RNA of Trichomonas vaginalis G3, 165 nucleotides long. Its product is annotated as ankyrin repeat protein family. The transcript has a single exon. Gene Ontology annotation, molecular function: protein binding. The annotation marks the transcript as partial. Lineage: Eukaryota; Parabasalia; Trichomonadida; Trichomonadidae. The record is from RefSeq and is a predicted model, not a curated record.